CUGCCAAUGCGGACAGGAGGGCGGGUUGAGUGGCUGCGGGGUGCGCUGGGAGCGGCGGUGCGGAGGGGCCGCGGAGUGAAGCGCGAUGCCGGAGCGCGACAAUGAGCCGUUCUCCAACCCGCUGGCCCCUGAUGGCCACGAUGUGGACGACUCGCACUCCUUCCACCAGUCCAAGCUGACAAAUGAAGACUUCAGAAAGCUUCUUAUGACCCCGCGGGCUGCGCCAACAUCUGCGCCGCCAUCCAAAUCUCGCCACCAUGAGAUGCCCCGGGAGUACAAUGAAGAUGAAGAUCCAGCUGCUCGCAGAAGGAAGAAGAAAAGUUACUACGCAAAGCUGCGGCAGCAGGAGAUCGAGCGCGAGAGGGAGUUGGCUGAGAAGUACAGGGAUCGAGCCAAGGAGAGGAGAGAUGGUGUGAACAAGGACUACGAGGAAACGGAGCUGAUCAGCACAACUGCCAACUACAGAGCUGUGGGACCCACAGCAGAGGCGGAUAAAUCUGCAGCGGAGAAGAGGAGACAGUUGAUCCAGGAGUCCAAGUUCUUGGGUGGUGACAUGGAGCACACUCACUUGGUGAAGGGUCUGGACUUUGCGCUGCUGCAGAAGGUACGGGCUGAGAUUGCCAGCAAGGAGAAGGAAGAAGAGGAAAUGAUGGAGAAGCCCCAGAAGGAAACUAAGAAAGAUGAAGAUCCUGAGAACAAAAUCGAGUUUAAGACCCGGCUAGGUCGCAACAUCUACCGCAUUCUGUUCAAGAGCAAGUCCUAUGAGCGGAACGAGCUAUUCCUGCCAGGCAGGAUGGCCUACGUGGUGGAUCUGGACGACGAGUACGCCGACACCGACAUCCCGACCACGCUGAUCCGGAGCAAAGCCGACUGCCCCACCAUGGAGGCACAGACCACACUGACCACCAACGACAUUGUCAUCAGCAAGCUGACGCAGAUCCUCUCCUAUCUCAGGCAAGGGACCCGCAACAAGAAGCUGAAGAAGAAAGACAAAGGGAAGCUGGAUGAGAAGAAGCCCCCUGAAGCUGAUAUGAACAUCUUUGAAGACAUUGGGGAUUAUGUGCCCUCCACUGCGAAGAUGCCACGGGAGAAGGAGCGGGAGAGGUACCGUGAGAGAGAGCGUGACAGGGACCGGGAGCGAGACAGGGACCGGGAGCGUGACAGGGAGCGUGAGGAGGAGAAGAAGAGGCACAGCUACUUUGAGAAGCCCAAGGCUGAUGACGAGCCUGCAGACAUCGACAAAGGACCCGGCUCAGCCAAGGAGCUCAUCAAGUCCAUCAAUGAGAAGUUUGCUGGAGCCACUGGCUGGGAAGGAACAGAGCCAUUGAAGAAGCCAGAAGAUAAGAAGCAGCUGGGGGAUUUCUUCGGCAUGUCCAACAGCUACGCCGAGUGCUACCCUGCCACAAUGGACGAUAUGGCUGUGGACAGCGAUGAAGAGGUGGACUACAGCAAAAUGGAUCAGGGUAACAAGAAGGGACCUCUGGGACGCUGGGACUUCGACACCCAGGAGGAAUACAGUGAAUACAUGAACAACAAAGAGGCUCUACCCAAGGCGGCUUUCCAGUAUGGGAUCAAGAUGUCUGAGGGACGUAAAACCCGUCGCUUCAAGGAGACAAAUGACAAGGCAGAGCUGGACCGGCAGUGGAAGAAGAUCAGUGCGAUUAUCGAGAAGAGGAAGAAGUUGGAGGCCGAUGGGGUUGAGGUGAAGCGGCCCAAGUACUGAAGCCUCCAGCACCAUCUCCUCCAGCUCCUGGAACCCCAGCCUGCAGGCUUCUGCCUUCCAGAGCUUGCUGGUGUGCUCUCCUGCCCCCGCCCCAUCCACUUUCUUUUCUGGCCCGGGCAGUUUGUGCCCCCCGCUGUGUGCUGUGGGGCUGUGCCGAGGCUCUGCCCUCUGGUGUUUGCUGUAUGUCAUGUGUAAAUGUUGUAGCUUUAAUAAAAAUGAAUUAAAUUUG
Messenger RNA from Columba livia (rock pigeon), 1952 nucleotides. It is a transcript of the gene IK, whose product is annotated as IK cytokine. The transcript has 20 exons. Gene Ontology annotation, cellular component: nucleus. NCBI's taxonomy places the organism in Eukaryota, Metazoa, Chordata, Aves, Columbiformes, Columbidae. Gene Ontology annotation, biological process: mRNA splicing, via spliceosome. The record is from RefSeq and is a predicted model, not a curated record. The coding region runs from base 86 to 1723 and encodes 545 amino acids.